AUCCAAUGAGCGCGGGCGGGAGGGAGGCAGCCUGCCCCGCUCCCUCCCCUCCCCUCCGUCCCUCCGCCCCCGCCGCGGCCACCCCCACCGCCAGCCCGGGGAGCCCGAAGGAAGACACCGGCCGCGGCCAGGGCUCGACCACCUUGGCCCGGGCCUGAGGACGAGGCCGGGGGAAUCGAUCGCCCCGACCACGACCCUUGCACGACGCCCGAUGUCCACAAGAUGGAGGCAGCGGGGGCGAGGGCGGCGUGAAGGAGGCGGCGGUGUCCGGGACCGGGCCGGAGCAGGUGCCUGGGCGGCGGCGGGAUGGAGCUGCUCGUGAUCAUCGCGGUGUCGGCCCUCGUCGGCUCCUUCCUCACGCUCCUAGCCCAGUUCCUGCUGCUCUAUCAAAGGGGUCCCGAGCAGCUGUACCGGCCGUCCGCCGCCGACUGGGGGAUCGACUACGUCACCCCGGUGCCGGGCCUUCUCCUCCGCGACUACCUCUAUGGCGGCAGCUCGGGCCGGUCGUCGAAGCCCCCUGAGGGCAGCAGCGGCGCCGGGAGCGGGAGCGGGAGCAGCGGCGGCGGCCCUGGCCCGAACUCGGUGGAGCCGCGCUCCGUGGAGACCUGCUACUUCCUCAACGCGAUCAUCCUGUUCCUGUUCCGGGAGCUGCGGGACACGGCCGUGGCCCGGCGCUGGAUCACCAAGAAGAUCAGGGUGGAGUUCGAGGAGCUGCUGCAGAGCAAGACUGCCGGCCGGCUGCUGGAGGGCCUGGGCCUGCGGGAAGUGUCCCUGGGCCACUCCAUGCCCUACAUCAAGACGAUCCGCCUCCUGCAGCCGGUCGUGCCCUCGUUCGCGAGCGAAGCCGAGGUCAUCGACGGCGCGGACGAGCUCCCGACCGCCAGCCCCGAGGAGCUCAUCUUCGAGCUGGAUGUGGAGUACAACGGGGGCUUCCACCUGGCCAUAGACGUGGACCUGGUCUUCGGCAAGUCCGCCUACCUCUUUGUCAAGCUGUCCCACAUGGUGGGGAAGAUGCGGCUCGUCUUCACCCGUUUGCCCUUCACCCACUGGGCCUUCACGUUCGUGGAGGAGCCGGUGAUGGACCUAGAGGUGCGCUCCCAGUUCGAGGGGCACCCCAUGCCGCAGCUCACCUUCCUCAUCGUUAACCAGCUCAAGAAGGUCCUCAGGCGCAAGCACACCUUACCCAACUACAAGAUCAGAUUCAAGCCGUUUUUCCCAUUUCAAGUCGCACAAACCACAAAGGAGGAAAAUGAACAUCAUUUAUACAUACAACAAUUUGGACUUACAGAAGGCCGCCUUAAAAUUACCCUACUAGAAUGUAGCAGGUUACUGAUUUUGGGGUCCUAUGAAAGGGAAACAAAUAUUCAUUGCACGCUUGAGUUGAGCAGUGGUGUUUGGGAAGAGAAACAAAGGAGUUCUAUUAAGACGAGGUCUUCCCCUGAGCCUGUGACAAAUUAUGGAAAACGCAGCUGGGCUGAGUUAGUAAAAGGAAACUUACAAAGUGUUGGACUUACGCUUCGUCUGGUUCAGUCAUCUGAUGGCUAUGGUGGACAUGUCGUCAUUGAGACUGUGGCGCCAAAUUCCCCUGCUUCACUUGCAGAUCUUCAGCGGGGAGACAGACUUAUAGCCAUUGGAGGAGUUAAAAUCACAUCUACAAUCCAAGUGUUAAAGCUCAUCAAGCAAGCCGGUGACAGAGUAAUGGUAUAUUACGAAAGGCCUGUUGGUCAGAGUAACCAAGGACCAGUGCCGCAGGAUAGUUUUACACCACUGGAAGAUCAGAACUUUCUGACAAAUUCAUGUCAGCCGAAUUAUGAAGAUGACUUAUCUAGCCUGGUAGUGGAUGUGGAUAACAAAGACAUAGAUUUAGAAUUUGAAGAUUUGGCAUGUGAUAUCAGGAUACAAAAUGAGCCCAAAGAUGAGGUGCCAUCAGCAAGUCAGAGUCCCAAACGCAGUACAACGCAAAUCCUUAAGCCUUACGGAUCUGUCUCACCAAUCUUAAACCGUAAAUCAUCCAGUUACAUGCUACCACAAAGUUCUCUACUCAAAGAUGCACCCAAAUUAGGAAGACCUAGGGUCUCUGAAAGUUCAGACCCAGCACAACAAUCAACAAGAGCAUCACAAACAUCUCUUAAGCCUUCUGUGUCACCAAGGCCACAAACGAAAUCUGUUCCACCAUCUACUGAUACUCAGAGCCAGGCAGAAUCAGAUACACCUGUUGAAAAAACAGAGAAACCACCUUCUCUUGCACAGUUAGAAAAAAUACCAGAAAAGUUAACAAUAAAUACUAAUCUUACAGAAGACACAUCCAUGUCAAAGCCAUCCGUGGUAAAGCAGGAACUGGUAAAAGAGCCAGUUUCAGAAAGUGCUAAUAAGGACAGCGCAGAUGACCAAACGUGGGAAUCAGAGGAAAUUCCUUAUCACCAUAAAGUAGGUAAAUGGACAAGAAAGAAAGGAACUUGUAUAUUUGACAUAGAAGGCUGCCAUAAGUACCUGAAUGUUGCAUUGUGGUGCAGAGAUCCUUUCAAGGUGGGUGGUCUCAUCUGCUUAGGACAUGUUAGUAUAAAACUGGAAGAGAUUGCGUUAGGGUGUUUAGCUACUUCAAACUUGGAUUAUCUUACGAAAUUCAGAUUGAAUCCUCCUAAACCUAAAGCUAUGGUUACUAGAACUGCAUUGCGAAGUCUGAGUAUGCAGAAGGGAUUCAAUGAAAAAUUUUGCUUUGGUGAUGUUGCUAUACAUUUCAAAUAUUUGAGAGAAGGAGAACAUGAACAAUAUAUGAAUCUUAUAGAGAAGGAAAAAGAAAGCAAUUUGAUAGAGGAUGUUCCUGACCUUAAUAAAGAUGAGUAUCUUGUUGGACAGAUGAAUUAUGCAGAAAAUAAACAUUGUUUCCAAGACACUCAAUUCCAGAAUCCAACAUGGUGUGACUACUGUAAGAAGAAAGUUUGGACUAAAGCAGCUUCCCAGUGCAUAUUCUGUGCUUAUGUUUGCCACAAAAAAUGUCAAGAAAAAUGCUUUGCUGAAACUCCACUUUGUGCAGGACCUGAGAAGCGAGUGGACCGAAUCUUGAAAACCUUUAGGCUAGAAGGACAAGAAAAUAUGUUAGGAAUGUCUUCUAAUAAAUCAGUCGGUAAAAGUACAGGUAUAACAAGGCAUUUAUGGAACACUAGCUCUCGUAUCCUAAGCUUGCGUCAAAGCGUUAGAAGAAGCCAAGCUGAACACAUUGCUGACUUGGCAGAACCCUCACCCAAGCCAACACCAAACACUUCUGACAAUGAAGGCAGUGACACAGAGAUUGGUGGUCCAAAUAGUCCUUCCAAGCGGGUAAACAGCGCAGGAAUCAAAUUGGCAAGGAAAGAAGGCGGCCUAGAUGACAGUGUCUUCAUUGCAGUUAAAGAAAUUGGUCGUGACCUUUAUAGGGGUUUGCCUAAUGAUGAAAGGUUCCAGAAGCUAGAAUUCAUGUUAGAUAAACUGCAGAAUGAAAUUGACCAGGAGCUGGAACACAACAAUUCACUUGCUAGAGAAGAGAAAGAGGCGACCGAUUCAAAGAAAAAAGCGCUCCUUUCGACGGCCUUGACUAAAUCAGGUGAAAGACUGCAAGCUCUAACACUUCUUAUGAUACACUACAGAGCAGGUAUUGAAGAUCUAGAACUAGAAACUCUGUCUUUAUAUCAAACCAAAAAAGUGGCUACAGAAGAUGCCGAAGAAGACCUCGAUAAUGAAAUAUGCGAACUAAUGGAGGCACAGCCUUUUACCAGCAUAUCAGAUGAAUUAUUUGACACUUCUGACCCUCUGUAGUACACUGUUUGCCUAUUUAACCUUCUAAACAAUUGUGGGAAAAAAAUUACACUUACUAAAAUACAUCAGAUACACCCCCAUUUAAACACUCAUAUAAUAUGUGUGGCCUGCUUCUCCACUUUUAUUUGCCUAUCUUAACAGCAAAAAAAAAAAAUGAUAGUUGGUUUUGUUUUUUUUCCAGCAAAAAGUAUGACCAUUUAACUUGGCUAAAUUGGUUGAUUUGGAUUGUAUUAUAAUGUGUUUUGGGGUUAAUACUGGGAAUUUAUUUUUGCUAAUUUAUUUCUAACUUUUUCUAUUAUGGAAACUAAACUAAAAUUUAAUGUUGAUAUUGUUUUCCUUUUUGUUUCUGAAUUACUGUUAAAUAGUCAGAAUUCUUAAAAUGUUUCAAUUUACAUCAUGGUGAUAGUUAUGAACUUGCUGCAUGCCCAAACUGAUAACACAGCAAUCAUUGAGGGAACAGGUUUUGAAAUUUUUGAUCAUGUUGUAUUUCUUUUUGUCUCAAAUUGGUUGUAGAAUGUUUUCUUGGCAGGGGGGUGGGUGUGGUAAGGGAACAAUGGGGGAUAGAUGUUGGAGGUGGAUUUGGAAUGGGUUUAUUUUUUCUUUUUGCAGGGGGAUGGCGGGAGGGUUAGCCAAACAUUACAUGAAAGCAAACACUGUGGCUUUUAUUUUGUCUAUGAUGAUUUAGUAAAGAUAUUAUUAUAUAUGAUGUUGCUUGCUUUUCUAUGCUUUUGUUUUUUAAAAAAAUGUUCUUUUCAAAAGUUGUACAAUUGAAUUAUGGUGAUGCUAAGACCCAAUUCAGUGCUUCCUUUGAAGAGCUUGCACUGUUGAAAUGCAGAAAGUAAUAGGUACAAUUUGAUGCAUUUGGUCGAGAAUUCCUAGCCAGUCACUAAUAUUUUUUUGCCUGUCAAUUUAAGAAUUUUAAAAUUAUGAAAAAUAUAACCAAUAGAUCGUUGAUAUUUAACCUUCCAAAAUAUUGAUGCUUUACCUUUUAUAGAUCGGUGUAUCUGCUAAAAAGCAUUUAAAGUUCUAAACAUUUAGAACCUUAAAAAUCUUUAUCCUGCAGAAAAUAAAAUGUGUAAUACGAUGUCAAGUUUCAGAAGAUUGUAAAGCAGUUGGGUUGGUAAUUGUGUUUUGUUUUAGAAACAAGUUUGUAUUUAUACUGAAGAAAGCUUUAGGAAAGAGGAUGUACAAAAACAUGUUUGAUUCCUUGCUUGUCUCCCAUAUCACAAAAUUGCAUUUAGACCAAUAGAAUGGGUCUUCUCAUUCAGAAUGCUUUUAUAUAAUAUAGAUAAAUAGAAUUGGGGCUGCUUCUCUGAAAAAGAAAUGAUGAGAUGACUCUGGAUUCAGAUUAUCCAUCCCUUACUACCAUGUAAUUAAUGGGAGAUGUAUAUGUAUUCUCAUUCAUUCUCUCUCCCCGCCCCCCGCUGUCUUAAAAUAUUUUGAAUGUUUUAUCUUUUUGCAUACAUAGAAAUCAUAUAUGCAUAUUUUCUUCCCUGUGGGUAGGUACUUUACAAGAGAAUUGGUUUUUAGAACGAAUGGAAAUUAAACUAGUCAACUAUAAAACAAGUUAAUAAUUUACAAAUAGUUUAUGUAUGAUAGCUUUUAAGGCUGGAAGAAACUGGAAUGAUCCAAUGGAAAAGGCACUAACCCAAGAGUCGAAACCCGAGUUUUAGUCCAAGCAUUUCAACCAAUAAGCUCUACGACCUUAGGCAAGUCACAUAACCUCUCUGUGCCUCAGUUUCCCCAUCUGUAAAAUGGGUUUAUAAUACCUACCCUAUCUACCUCACAGGAUUGUUGUGAGGAAAACAUUGUGUAUGGGAGAAUAUUUAACAGUAAAGUACACAAAUGCAAGAUGGUUAUUGUUGUUAGCCUAAUAAGGCAGUUAUCCAGGAGAAAGGGAAAAGGGGAAACACAAAUCUACAGACUGCUACUUUACUCUCACAAUGAGCAAUUGCUCUCAUUCAUGAGACUUUUAAUAAUUGCAAGGUGUUUAGGACAUGAAAUUCUUUGUUAGCCAAGUGUGUGGAAAAAUAUUCCAAUUUUUUAAAAGGCCUGUUCUGUAAUUAAAAAGGUACAUAUACUGUUGCAGACACAAAUUUCCUUAAAAGUUCACAUAUACUAUAAAUUACUCAGUAAUUCAAAUUCAAAAUAAAAUUCUGUCCUACACUGUUACUAAAUCUUGGCUCCUAAAAAUAGCUUACCAUCAAUGACCAACAGGGCUGUGGGUCUUUUUGGUGACUAUGAUUAUGGUAAUACCAUGGUAGUUUUAAUUGACAUCCAAGAAUUCCAUCAGAUCUCUGCCUGGUUUAAGGGAACUGUAGAAAUAACAGAAAACUUUGGGUUCCUGAAAAUCCAUGCAAGUUUUGAAAGUAUGUAACCAUGUAGAAGAAUGACUCUGGAAAGUCUAGAUAAAACCUUAUUUAUAUAAUGCUGCUAAUGAUAUAUGUAAAAUAUAGAUUUAAUGUAGUGCAAUGUUUUUUAUAUACACUAGGAGAAGGGGACUGCUGUUCUAUAUUCAAGAAAAGGGUAAAGCAACAAUCCAGUUAACCUAAGUUAUAUGACAUGAGGUUCCAGAGGGAGAAAUUAUAAUACAUUACAUUACUGAUGUGUAAUCUUUGCUGCCGUGCUAUGUUAUCAAUAGCUAAAAAAAUAAUAAUAAAGACUACCACAGAAAACAAGAAUAUUUUUAUUUUUGUGACAUCUAGAGAGUUGGUAGGUGUUACAUAUUUCAGAGAUUGCUUCCUACUAGAAUUUUGUCAUGAAAACAAACAUUUAUAAAGUCUGAUUUCUUUAAAUAAAGCUAUCUUUUUAAGCCGCUUAAAA
Messenger RNA from Trichosurus vulpecula (common brushtail), 6615 nucleotides. RefSeq names its product PDZ domain containing 8 (gene PDZD8). The record is from RefSeq and is a predicted model, not a curated record. Gene Ontology annotation, molecular function: protein binding; lipid binding. The transcript has 6 exons. The coding region runs from base 307 to 3792 and encodes 1161 amino acids. NCBI's taxonomy places the organism in Eukaryota, Metazoa, Chordata, Mammalia, Diprotodontia, Phalangeridae. Gene Ontology annotation, cellular component: mitochondria-associated endoplasmic reticulum membrane contact site. Gene Ontology annotation, biological process: mitochondrial calcium ion homeostasis.